GCCUGUGACUCGCGCACGCUGCCACUGUCCCUCGCGCACGUUGCCUUUGUCCGUGGCGUGUCGUUGUUCACGGAUCUAAGUCCUGCUGCUCGACUCAUUUAUCCUCAAUACCAGAGAAGUGAGAAAAUGGCCGCUGCUGGACGACGUCUCAUACCCCUGCUAGACCGAAUCCUCGUCGAACGGUUUGCCCCAGAAGUGAAAUCCAAAGGUGGCAUUCUGCUUCCUGAGCAAAGCCAAAGCAAGGUUCAGGUUGCUACAGUCAUCGAGGUCGGAGCUGGUGCCCUAACCAAAAACGGGGAAAGGAUUCCUUGUUCAGUAAAGGCUGGAGAUCGCGUACUCCUGCCAGAGUAUGGAGGCCAAAAAAUCGAGGUCGAUAAGAAGGAGCUGUUUAUUUUUAAAGAGUCCGAUAUUCUCGCGAAAUGGCAGGAUUAGAGUCGUUCUCGAUAGAAAUGAAUUCUGUAGAAAUGAAGAACACCCCAGGCAUACACACAGAUCCAUAUGUAAAAUUAAAUGUUAAUGAUGGGAACGAAACACAAUAAUGAAUGGAAGCAUUAUACAGGCGAAGAUAGCAGCCAAUGUUCUCUAAUUAUUGCAAAUUUUUCAUAGUAAGGGAAUUUUUUUACCCCGCCCUGUAAUCGGCGUGCUGCUAGGCAACGGGGUGUUUCCCCGUGUUUUACUGUGUGUGUAUGGAUCACUCAUAUGUACUAUAUAUAUCCUGUACGUGAAUAAAUCGUGGUUUUAUAUAUAUAAACUUAA
Varroa destructor (honeybee mite) is the source of this 756-nucleotide messenger RNA. RefSeq names its product 10 kDa heat shock protein, mitochondrial-like. Gene Ontology annotation, cellular component: mitochondrial matrix; mitochondrion. The record is from RefSeq and is a predicted model, not a curated record. Gene Ontology annotation, molecular function: metal ion binding; protein folding chaperone; protein-folding chaperone binding. NCBI's taxonomy places the organism in Eukaryota, Metazoa, Arthropoda, Arachnida, Mesostigmata, Varroidae.